Geodia barretti is the source of this 244-nucleotide messenger RNA. The record is from the annotation of a GenBank genome assembly. Lineage: Eukaryota; Metazoa; Porifera; Demospongiae; Tetractinellida; Geodiidae.
AGAAAAUGAUCCACGCCUCCAAUACUGAAGGCCCUUUAAAAUACCGAGUGCAGAUUUUAUAUCUAUAAUUAUGAAUUCAGAGCAAAGUAGCAGUGAGGAAUCCCAGAAGGGUUGGGCUUUGUAUUAUGGCACAAUGCUAUUUCUGUCUACCUGGGAGGGAGGGGAAAUAACAGCUCUUACCGAAGGGUGAGAUUAAUGGGCAGAGCAGUGUUGGUGUUGGUGCAUGAUCAAUGGCUACGGCUGC